CGACGGCGCGAAAACGACCCUGGUCAUUUUCCAUUUCAAAUUUUCUUCUUGUACGUUCGUGGUGUCGAUUUUGGGCUGGGAGUGCCAGAAAACAGCCGCCAUCCUCUAGGAAAAUGGAUCUCACAAAAGUGCUCGAAGCAACAGUAUCUCCAGAUCAAAAUGAGUUGCAAGCAGCUCAAACUUAUCUGGAACAAGCGGCUCAAGCAAAUCUGCCCGAGUUUUUGGUGGCUCUUGUAAGCGAGUUAGCGGAUGCAACGAAGUCUCAGGUUGCGAGAAUGGCGGCCGGAUUACAACUGAAAAAUCAGCUCACCUCCAAAGACGCUACAGUAAGGUUACAAUACCAGCAGCGAUGGAUGACUCUGGACGACAAAAUAAAAAGUCAUGUCAAGACAAUGGCGAUUCAAACUCUAGGAACGGAAAAUGCGAGACCUGCUAUCGCUCCACAGUGUAUAGCAGCGAUAGCUUGUGCUGAAAUCCCACACGGACAAUGGCUGGAAGUGGUGGACAUUUUACAGAGCAUUACAGUGCAAACAAGCAGUACAAAUGCAUUAAAGGAGCAGGCUUUGGAAACUAUAGGUUACAUUUGCCAGGAUAUCGAACCUGAGCAUCUAGUUGAUCAGUCACAUAAAAUUCUUACAGCAAUUGUAUCGGGGAUGAAAAAGGAAGAACCUAGCGCUCCAAUAAGACUUGCAGCGACAAAUGCCCUCCUCAACUCUCUAGAAUUUACAAAGCAGAAUUUUGAAAGAGAGACUGAACGAAACUUCAUUAUGCAAGUUGUUUGUGAAGCUACACAAAGCACAGAAACUCAGCUCAAAGUUUCAGCCUUGCAGAACCUUGUGAAGAUAAUGUCUCUCUAUUAUCAGCACAUGGAAGAAUACAUGGGGAGAGCACUGUUUCCUAUUUCCAUUGCUGCAAUCAAAUCUGAUAUUGAUGAAGUUGCUCUUCAAGGUAUUGAGUUCUGGUCUUCAGUGUGUGACGAGGAAAUGGAUUUAGCAAUUGAAGCUGUGGAGGCAUCAGAAGCUAAAAGGGAACCAGAACAGACAAGCAGGCAUUAUGCCAAAGGCGCAUUACCUUUCAUUACCCCUCUACUGACUGCUUGCCUCACAAGACAGGAGGAAUAUGAUGAUGAGGAUGACUGGAAUCCAUGCAAAGCCGCUGGUGUAUGCCUAAUGCUGUUGGCCCAGUGUUGUGAAAAUGAUGUGAUACCUUUUGUGACAGACUUUAUAAUGGGAAACAUUAAAAACCCAGAGUGGAAAAACAGAGAUGCGGCUGUUAUGGCGUUUGGUGCAAUAUUGGAAGGACCUGAUCCCAAAGCUUUGCAGCCAUAUGCUGCGGUGGCCACACCAAUGCUAAUAAACUUAAUGGGAGAUGAAUCCGUUGUUGUACGAGAUUCUGUGGCUUGGACACUUGGUCGUAUAUGUGAGAUAUUACCCCAAGUUGUUAUUGAAAAUAACCUCCAACUCCUGGUUGAAACUUUGUUAACUUCACUUGAAGCAGAACCGCGAGUUGCUGCUAAUGUCUGCUGGGCGUUCAACUCUCUUGGAGAAGCAGCAUAUGACGCUGCACAGGUGUCUGAAGAUGAAGAGGAACCGCAGACAUAUGCGUUGUCAACUUGGUUUCAACAGAUUGUAGGAAAGCUUCUUGAGGUCACAGAUAGGUGUGAUGCUAAUCAAGGAAAUCUUAGAAGUUCAGCUUAUGAAGCUGUAAUGGAGUUGAUUAAGAACAGUGCAAAGGACUGUUAUGAAGUUGUUCAAAAAACAACACUGGUCAUUCUUCAACGGCUGCAGCAUGUGUUACAGAUGGAGAAAAGUGUAUCAGACAGAGCCCAGUAUAAUGACUUGCAAUCCCUUUUAUGUGCCACACUACAGAGUGUGCUAAGAAAAGUCAACGCUCAAGAUGCCCAGCAGAUUGCUAGACCAAUCAUGGAUGCUUUACUGCAGAUGCUUGGCUUGGGUGGGGCAUCAGUGAGCGGAGUACAGGAAGAUGCACUAAUGGCUAUAGGCACACUUGUAGAGGUUGUUGGAGAUAACUUCAUAACUUACUUAGAGCCAUUCAAGCCGUACUUAAUACAAGCACUCCGAGAGCGAGGUGAAUACCAGGUGUGUGUUGCUGCUGUUGGAUUGGUAGGAGACAUUGCAAGAGCCUUAGGAUCAAACAUAUUGACCCACUGUGAUCAUUUUAUGCAAAUUUUAUUGGAAAAUUUGGCGGAUGCGACUGUCCAUCGGAGUGUCAAACCUCAUAUUCUGUCUGUGUUCGGUGAUAUUGCUUUGGCCAUAGGAUCCAACUUCACGAACUACUUUGAAGUGGUUACAGCAACACUAAAUCAAGCCUCUGUUACGACUGUAGACAAAUCUGAUUACGACAUGGUGGAUUACUUGAAUGAGCUCAGAGAAGGAUGUUUAGAAGCCUACACUGGAAUUAUUCAAGGACUCAAGGGCGAGGCUAAAGAAGGAACCCCUAGUAAGGAGCUGGUUCUGGUUCAGCCACACAUAAUGCAUAUCAUCACCUUUAUAGAAGUCAUUGCUACAGACCAGGACCAUUCAGAGAGUAAUGUCUCCAGUGCUUGCGGUCUUGUAGGUGAUAUUUGUUCAGCAUUUGGCGCGCAGGUUCACCCACUGCUAGAGAAACCAGCCAUCAACGAACUGCUCCAAGAAGGAAGGCGAUCUAAGACACACAAAACCAAACAAGUCGCCACCUGGGCAACCAAGGAAAUGCGCAAGCUCAAGCAACAACAGAAUUAGUCACGUGAUGGCGACCACAGAGAGAGCGUGCGAGAGUGCGUGAGAAUCGAGCUUCCGUGAUGUCGAGAGCGUGCGUACCUGACAUGCGUGGAGAGCGAGUGCGUUACCCCUCCCCCCCAAACAGAGAGAAGCACCCGGACAAUGACCAAUGACAGCCAACUUCCAAAUCACUUGACAGCGGUUGACGAGCGAAAAGCGUGCAAGGUUAUGGUUGUAAAGGUGAUACAGUUUGAUGCCCGCGUGGAUCCCGUCGUGCCCCGCAUGGAUCCCGUCUUCGCCCACGUGAAUCCCUUUUCUCCUUUCCAUGGAAGUGUAAAGGAAACCCAACACACUUGGUUCCGUGAAAGGAAAGGUUUCAGCCGUAGCGAAAAUAAGUGUGCUGCGACUUGACUGAAAUAACUUUACCCUUUCACGAAGCCAGGCUAUUUUGACGCGGCGUGGACAAAUUCCGCCUCGAAGUAAAAAAAUAUAUAGAUGCCCCUCUUCUUCCCCCAAGAAAAGACGAUAUUCCCCGCCCUCAACCAUUAGUAGUGAAGUUCUAGAUUACGGUGGAAUUAAUUUUUUUUGCGCUGCAAUGAAAGUGUUCUGCAGGAUGUUAGAUUUAAAGAACGUAUUUUUGUGAAGAACGGGGGAAAUUUUGACGAUUUACGGGACAAAAUUAUUGUACAGUGAAUAUUGUGUAAGAUUGUAGAGACUAUCAUGCAACGGAAUUGACUUAAAAUGAGCCCUACAAAGUGGAACAAUCUAAAAAAAGUCAGUAUAUUCCGUAUAGCUAUAAUUAAAAGCAGUUUUCGAUACCUCUGCUGUAAA
Orbicella faveolata is the source of this 3551-nucleotide messenger RNA. RefSeq names its product importin subunit beta-1-like. Gene Ontology annotation, biological process: protein import into nucleus. Lineage: Eukaryota; Metazoa; Cnidaria; Anthozoa; Scleractinia; Merulinidae. Gene Ontology annotation, molecular function: small GTPase binding. The record is from RefSeq and is a predicted model, not a curated record.